AUGGCUCGCGUCCUCCACACCUCCGUCGUCGCGCCCUCGCCGUCGCCCGGCGGCGCGGCGCUUCCCGAGCGCUCUCUCCCGCUCACCUACAUGGACGCCAUGUGGCUCCACACCUCCCCCGUAGAGCGGGUCUUCCUCUUCCACCGCGCGCACGAGCACGACGACGAUGACGACGCCGGUACCCUCCUCUCCAACCUCCAGGACUCGUUGUCCGAGGCGCUCCGCUCCUUCUACCCGCUCGCCGGCCGCCUCUGCCUCACCCCCGGCACGUCAAACCGGCACGAGCUCCACUACCAGCCGGGCGACGGCGUCAGCUUCACCGUGGCCGAGUACGAUCACGUCGGCGUGGGCGAGCUUGCCACGGACGAGCCGACGGAGCUUGCCAGGAGCGCCCCGCUGGUGCCGCGGCUGCCGGAGGGCGGAGCAGUGUUGGCUCUGCAGGUCAACCUGCUGCGCCGUGGCGGCCUCGCCGUUGGGGUGACCGUCCACCACGCCGCCUGCGACGGCGCGUGCUCCACGCACUUCCUCCACACUUGGGCGUGGGCGGCGGCGUCCCGCGGCGCCACCAUCGCGCCGGAGCCCCCCGUCAUCGGCCGCACCUUCAUCCGCGACCGCGACGACCUCUAUGACGCCUUCGCCACCCCCAGGCCGUACAGGGACCGCGAUGGGAAGCUCCUCAGGUCGCCCGACGCCGUUGUGGACAAGCUCCUCGCCACGUUCGUGCUGUCGGAGGACCUCCUGCGGAAUAUCAAGGGCACGGUCGCCGGCGAGGCGGCGCGCCGCGGCCUGUCGCCGCUGCCGCCUCCCACGACGUCCACCGUAGCGACGUACGGCUUCAUCUGGCACUGCUACUACCGCGCAAAAGAAAGCCGCGCCGGCGGCGGUAACGACGACCGCGCCUACGCCGUGUUCGCCGCAGAUCACCGCGCGCGGCUGGACCCGCCAGUCCCCGCCACGUACCUCGGCAACUGCUUAGGUCUCUGCUUCGCCACGGGAAGCAAGAAGGAGAUCACCACCGCCGGCGCGGGAGGCCUCUUAGCAGCAUGCUCGGCGGUGGCCGCGGCCAUCGACCAGGCGACGCGCCCGCGCGGAGGCGACGGCGGGUGGGGCAGCUGGGACGCGUGCCUGGAGCGCGUCGUGGAGGCGUACGGCGCCGGGGUGCCGCUGACGCUGGCGGGGUCGCCCAGGUUCCGGGUGUACGACGUGGACUUCGGGUUCGGGAGGCCCGCCAAGGUGGACAUCGUGUCGGUGGCGAGGACGGGGGCGAUGUCGGUGGCCGAGGGCCGCGGCGGCGCCGGCGGGACGGAGGUGGGCAUCUCGCUCCCGCCGGACGGCAUGCGCAGGUUCCGGAGGUGCUUCGCCGACGCCGCCGUCGCGUGCCUCUCGUCGACGUCGCCCGUGGAGCUGGCUGGCGCAGCGAUAGUGAAAUAG
Messenger RNA from Triticum turgidum subsp. durum (durum wheat), 1431 nucleotides. The record is from the annotation of a GenBank genome assembly. Lineage: Eukaryota; Viridiplantae; Streptophyta; Magnoliopsida; Poales; Poaceae.